Messenger RNA from Saccostrea echinata, 1167 nucleotides. Its product is annotated as EGF domain-specific O-linked N-acetylglucosamine transferase-like. Bases 1 to 1167 code for a protein of 388 amino acids. The transcript has a single exon. Gene Ontology annotation, cellular component: endoplasmic reticulum lumen. The record is from RefSeq and is a predicted model, not a curated record. Gene Ontology annotation, molecular function: protein N-acetylglucosaminyltransferase activity. NCBI's taxonomy places the organism in Eukaryota, Metazoa, Mollusca, Bivalvia, Ostreida, Ostreidae.
AUGAUGUUGAACCGUAACAGGAUGCAAUCCGGAAGUUCCGAACAAUGCCAAUGGAUGGCAACGGAAACAUUAUCUGUACCAUCCAAAUAUUUUCAUGCAUGUGAAAAGGAAAUUUUAUUUUUUGACAACAUGUUUGCAGUCAUAAACAAUGUUACACUACAGAAUUCUAGAAACUCUAAUUCCAAGAAAGGCGAUUUUACACUUGCCCUGUUAUAUAAUUCCAAUCAUUGUAAGAAUCAGGUAGACUUAAGAGGACUACAUUUAAAAGGUUCCAUCCUUUCUUGGAUGAAGACUAUUCAGCCAAGUAAUGAAACGAUCUACAAUAAAACCCUUUCUUCUCAGAGAAUUGGCUUCCUCGCCUCAAGACACGAUGUGAAUAAUCUAUACCACACGAUGACUCUGAUUUAUAAUAUUGUUGUUGCAAAAAUUCUCCUACAUGUCACUCAUAAUAUAACUGUUGUUAUAUUUGUGGACACCCAUCAGGAGAAAACAAUUCUGCAGGAACUUUGGGAGACACUAUUUCAGGAAGUCGUACAUAUAAAGAAGGCGACCGCCACACUCCACUUUGGUACAUUGAUAAUGGUAAACUCUGGAUAUGACGGAUAUCUUAGCCACUUCCAGUUGCCACGUCUGCCAUUCAUUUCAGAAUUUACACAGUUCGUUGCCAAUAAAUUUAGGAUUUGCAACAACAAGAAAUUAAAUUGUUCUAGUAUCAAUAUUUUGAUUAUAUUGAGGCAAGAUGGCAGGAAUGAAGAUGGCUCCGUUAAGGUGACUGAGCGGAAAUUCUACAACGAAAGAAAGUUGCUAUCAGAGAUAAAGAAGUCACUCCCAGCACAUAGGGUAAGAGGGGUGAGACUUGAAAGUUUCCCUAUCAGAACUCAAUUUUCGUUUAUAUCCCAAACUGACUUUCUCGUAGGAAUGCAUGGAGCGGGGAUGACUUAUGCUCUAUUUUUACCAGAGCAUGCAGGCGUGCUCGAAUUGUUUAACGCGAACAGAGAUACUGGAAAUCUGAACUACAGAACAAUUUCAAAAUGGCGGAAAUUAUUUUAUCGGGCGUGGCAAAAUUAUAGGGUGGAAGAUGAAUUUCCGAACUUUGAGACCCGUUUUCAUGCUAGAAUUAUAAAGUAUUAUUUUCUGGAAUACAUUAGAUUUAAAUGCAAAAAUUAA